Haliotis rufescens (red abalone) is the source of this 2213-nucleotide messenger RNA. RefSeq names its product glucose-6-phosphate exchanger SLC37A4-like. Gene Ontology annotation, molecular function: glucose 6-phosphate:phosphate antiporter activity. The coding region runs from base 236 to 1531 and encodes 431 amino acids. The transcript has 11 exons. NCBI's taxonomy places the organism in Eukaryota, Metazoa, Mollusca, Gastropoda, Lepetellida, Haliotidae. The record is from RefSeq and is a predicted model, not a curated record. Gene Ontology annotation, biological process: phosphate ion transmembrane transport; glucose-6-phosphate transport. Gene Ontology annotation, cellular component: endoplasmic reticulum membrane.
CUUGUGUCGCGUUCCAACAGUGAAACCAGUUUAUUGCCGGUAGUGCGUGUUGUUUAUCUUGAGUUGACGUUUUGGUUGUUUACAUUUGUUCUUAUGAAGUAUAUGUACUUUUGCACUGCCUGAGUUUUCACGAUAUAUGAUGUUGUAAAGAGGACCGAGUUGCGGAUGACGACACGUAGAUAGUGUUUGAGAGCUGUGUUGAAAAUUCCCCAUUGUUGAGCCCCACCCGUUCACCAUGGUGACAUACUGCCAGCAGAUGGUCAUGUUCUCAAGCCUCUAUGUGGGCUACAUGCUGUUUGUCUAUGUGAGGAAGUCCUUCUCCUUCUCCACACCUGCCAUCAUGGAGGAAGAUGUCUUAGAGAAGAGCCAGCUAGGUUUGAUAGUGAGCAGUCAGAUGUUCGGCUACAUGGUGAGCAAGUUCAUCAGCGGCAUCAUGGUCGACUUCUACAGCCCCACCUUCCUGUUUGCUGCGGGACUGUUCUUCACCGGACUCACUGCCGUCAUAUUUACAGUGUUCAACUCAUGGAUGAUGUUCACAGUCAUCUGGUUCCUCAAUGGUAUAGUACAGGGGACAGGCUGGCCGGCCUGUGCUGUGCUCAUUAAACGGUGGUUCUCUCCGGAUCAGUUUGGCACGUGGUGGAGCAUACUGUCUACGUCAAUGAACACUGCUGGCACCGUGGGUCCACUGGUGUCAGCAGCCCUUGUUACCUCGCACGGCUGGAGGAUAGGAAUCAUUGCAUCAGGUUUGAUGGCGAUGUGUUUUUCUGGGGUGUGUCUGCUGCUGCUGCAGGACUAUCCCCCGGGCAGUGAACCAAGUGCUAGACCCGAUGCUCCCAAACUCAAAGAUUUCUCAUUAGCGCAGCAGAAGUCUCGUCUGCCGGUGUUGUUCCGCUGUCCGUUGUAUGUGAUGGUCUGCAUCAACUACUGGAUUGUCUCCUUCAUACGUGGCGGAUGUAACGACUGGGGCCAGCUCUAUCUCAUAGAGGAGAAGGGGCAACCAUCAUUUAUUGGAAGUGCUUUCACAAGCAGCCAGGAAGUUGGUGGAAUUGUGGGAUCUGUACUGGCAGGCUACAUAUCGGAUUAUUUGGUUUAUAAGAAAGGAUGGCAGGUGAAUCCACGUCUCAAGGUGGUGUUGUGGUUUACCUGGAUGACAGCUGUGUGUAUCUACCUGUUGCUGUACUACGUUCAGGCGGACUCGCCUAAAUUUUGGGUGAGUGCCCUAGGGUUUGGUAUUGGCUUUGGACUGUAUGGUGCCACAGCCAUGUUUGGAGUCACAUCCAUGGAAACAGCUCCAUCUCGCAUGGAGGGAACAGCUCAUUCUAUUGCAGCCCUUGCUUCUAACCUGGGUAUUGUAGCAUCAGGCCUUCCUCUUAGUCUGAUUGCAAGGUUCUACAACUGGCAUGCAUCGUUCAUCGUCCUUGGUUAUCUAUCCAUGGGGUCAGCGUUGCUUGCCUACUUCAGUCAGUGGCCAUUCAGUCCGCCAUCAGAACAGGAAGAAGUUGAUAAUGCCGAGGAGAAGAAAACAAACUGAAGUGAUGUCAUCGUUGUUUUAUUACACAUCUCAGUCAGAAUAUCAUUCAGCAUAUUUUACAUUCAGAUGUUAAUUAUCCAGAUAAAUGAAUAGUGAAUGUGUUUACAUCUAAACAGAAACAGUUCUUGAAUCGGAUUGAAAAGACAAGAUGAGGAGUUUAGUAAUCAAGUUAUUUUCAAAUAAAAGCUAAAACAAAUAUUGAUCCUAGUUAGGCUCCAAUCUCAUCAUUGUUUUGACAUGCUCAUUGAGACAAACACAAUAUUUACCAUAACUUCAGCUUGAAAUUCUAUAUAUUCAAUGAAAUCGUGAUUCUCUGGAUUCCUGAUGAUGUCUGUCAUCCAUUGCAAAAAACUUCACUAUGGAAUCAUUGUUUUGUGUGUGAGACCUUGUCAGCUACCCAAGCUCAUUAUCAGUUUACAGUAUUAAAGCAGUGUUUUAAAUUCAGAUAUUUUCAAGCCAGACUGGAGGACUGGCAAGAAUUCAUAAUAAAAGUUGCCAGUCCAGACUUUUUUGGUAACUGUGACAAUGUUCCAUACAUUCCAUGUUGCCAUACCAAAGUCAAUCUCAUUAAAAUCAGAUCUUAGUUCUCGCUUCCGCUAAACAAAGAUCUGAGGGCAUCCCAUUAUGGGUCACGUCAGAACGACCUUUCAUCCGACCAAUCAAAGCGUCGCUUACCAGAUCA